Messenger RNA from Staurois parvus, 1531 nucleotides. NCBI's taxonomy places the organism in Eukaryota, Metazoa, Chordata, Amphibia, Anura, Ranidae. The record is from the annotation of a GenBank genome assembly.
AUGGGGUUUUUCACCCUUCAUAUUCUGGUGCCACUGGUAUUUUGCUUGGCACAAGGGAGUCCUCAACUCCGAAGAGCCAUUGACCGCCAAGGGCAAUGUACAUAUACUUUUACAGUGCCCAGUCCUUCAGAAGGAAGCUGUACUGAACCUGGAGAAGCAAUGACAACUAUUAGGGAGCUUCAACGUGAAAAUGCAGCCCGUACCCAAGAGAUGGCUGCCUUACAAACCAGGGUCAGUUUGAUGGAGAAGAUGCUGAAUAAAUUCUUAGGUGGGAAAGACCUACAACAAGCCACUUCUUCACCUCAAUCAUGGACAGAUAAUCAGAAGGAGCUGGAGACAUUAAGAAUGCAAAAGGAUGAAUGGGAAGGACAGAGAGUGAGUCUUGAGAUGGCCUAUUCUGACCUCUUGAAGGAAAAGACAUCUUUGGAAGAGGAAAAACAAAGAAUAACUGAGAGACUAGAGAGAGUUCAAGGACAAUGUCCAUCUGUUGCUGAGGUAUCAAGGAACAGGGACCAGCAGGUUUCACCAAGGCAAGGACCGUCACCUGCCGAAACUCCUGGAGCUGGAGGUAGAACAUCCUCUGUAGCAGUAAGAGAUAGAACAGCAGACUUGUCUCCAUGGGGUGCAGAUGGUGUAGGCUACCAGGAGCUGAAAUCAGAACUUACAGCACUUCCAGCUUCAAGAAUGAUGGCAGAAAAUCAAUCAACUGAUCAGAGUUUGCAGAAUACUAGAAUGGGUGGAAGCUGCGGUGAACUUACCUGGGUUGGAGAACCAACAACAUACCGAAAGGCUGACAACAUUGCUGGCAAAUAUGGAGUCUGGAUGAGAGACCCAGAAGCAGUUUCUCCAUUUAAUCAGGACACUAUCUGGCGGAUAAAUACAGUGGGAGCAGAUAUACGCCAAGUGUUUGUUUGAGUAUGAAAAUCUUGACCAGUUAGUAAAAGGUUAUCCAUCCAAGGUCUAUGUAGUACCUCGCUCCAUGGAAAGCAAUGGUGCUGUAAUCUACAAAGGUUCCCUCUAUUAUGUACGACGAAAGUCUAGAAUAAUAGUCAAGUAUGAUUUCAAGACAGAGACCAUUGCAAUUCAGAAAGAGCUUCCAGAUGCUGGAUAUCAUGGACAGCACCCUUACUCUUGGGGAGGGUAUACAGAUAUUGAUCUGGCUGUAGAUGAGAUGGGGCUAUGGGUUAUCUAUAGCACAGAUAAAGCUAAAGGAUCUAUAGUUAUAUCAAAAUUAGAUCCAAAAACGUUAGAGGUGAAGCAGAGCUGGGAAACCACAAUUCGCAAAAAUUCAGUGGCCAAUGCAUUUAUGGCCUGUGGUACCCUAUACACACUUGGAAGCUAUUCUUCCACUAGCACCACACUCAAUUUUGCUUAUGACACUCAUACUGGUAUUCAAAAGCAAAUCAGUGUCCCAUUUAGGAAUCAGUAUAGCUAUGGCAGUAUGGUGGACUACAACCCCAGAGAAAAGAAAAUUUAUGGCUGGGACAAUUAUAACAUGGUUACCUAUGAUGUGAGGUUGUCCAAAAUGUGA